GUGCUUUUUUACACAUAAUUUAGUUUAAGCUUACUGACAGUGAAUUGCGGGAAUACAGUCGGUAUCGUUGCAUCUAAAUGUCUCGCUCAUCGAAAGAAGAUUGGGUUUGUAGCGAUCCAAAAUGUAAAAAUGUGAAUUUUGCUAAGAGAGAGAAAUGCAAUCGUUGCGACAAACCUAGGAAAUUUGGGGCGGCGGUUAAUGCUGGUUUAGAGGUCGGGAAACAGUUAGCUGAAAAAAGCAAAGGUCUUUUCAGUCCAGAUGAUUGGAUAUGUAAGACAUGUGGUAAUAUCAACUGGGCACGUCGAAGUACUUGCAACGUGUGCAACGGCUCGAAGAUCGACAUACAAGGCGAAAGAACAGGUUAUGGUGGUGGUUUUAUGGAGCGUGAUGAGGUAGUAGAAUACAGAGAACGUAGAGAUUCAGAUGAUGAGUUUGAUGAAUUUGGUCGUAAAAAGAAAAGUUUCCGAAAUAAUCAAAACAAACAACCCAGUAACCAUGACUCAUCCGAUUUUGGCCACAAUUCUGUUACACAAGAUCGUGAUAAAGAUGAUGAGGAUGAGAAUGGUAAUAAUAAAAGUGAUGAUAGUGAAAAUGAAGAUUCUGGUGAUGAUGUUGACCUGUCUAAGUAUGAUAUUUGGGGAGCAGAAAAUGACAAUUCUGGUGAUGAGUUAUCAAAUGAACAAAAACCUGCAUCUUCACAAGAAGCUGUAAAAACUAGAUCACAUAGUCGUAGUCACUCAUCUUCCUCAGAUUCGGAUUCAGAUUCUUCUUCAUCUUCUAGCCAAACCUCACAUUCAUCUCAAUCGGACUCAUCAAGUUCCCACAGUGAAGCAUCUUCUAAACCUGAAAAUCAAAUCAAAAGCAAAAGAUCUCAUUCUAACAACGGCAAUGCAAAUAGUGAUAGCGACAGUUCAACUCAUGUAAACCACAAACGAAAAAGGCAAUAAUGGACAACAGCAAUAUGAUCGAUCGGUUGAGGUCACACACUCUUUUAAAGCAAUAGCUUUUUUUCCAUUCUCUUUUGUCCAAAAUAUAAGUUGCAGCACAAUGACAUCAGUGUAUAUUGUUCAUCAUUUUAUUUGUCAACUUCAAUGUAUUUAUCUUUUUGAAAUUUUAUUCUCUUUCUAGUGUGUGUGUUGUGUGUGUAUGUGUGUGCGUGGUAUUGCUAUUGAAAUUUCUUUCUUAAGACCAAGGUUUAUUUGAAGACUCUGAAUACAAUUGUUCUGUUCUCUUGUGAUUGUAAGACUAGUUAAUUUUACACUCACUCAUCUUGUACAGUGCUUGUAUUAUGCUUAACUAUGCAUAUUAAUUUAUAUAAAACAUCUUGUAUUAACUUUGUAUUAUUUCUAUACACUUUGGCGAU
This is a messenger RNA of Schistosoma turkestanicum, 1363 nucleotides long. The record is from the annotation of a GenBank genome assembly. NCBI's taxonomy places the organism in Eukaryota, Metazoa, Platyhelminthes, Trematoda, Strigeidida, Schistosomatidae.